AUGUUAUUGGCCAUAUACCCUAAAAUCACUCGCCUACAUCAUCCAACUUGGUAUUCUCAGUUUAUGGGGUUUAUUAACUCUCAACUUACUAACAGUAUCAAUAAGUUAGACUUGGAAGACUUUCAUCCUUUACGCUUCUCUCAAAAAUUUGCCUGGUCUCGACUACAACAACAACGACUUCAAGAAAACGACUCUUCUUCAACUUCACCAUUAUGCUCGGAUAAUGACGUUAUUUCGAACACCUUCAACGAACUUGUUUCUUAUAUUAUUCGAGACUUUAUUCAAUCUUGGUUCAACAAUGUAUCUCCACCUAACGAACAAUCCUUCCCUCUUUCUGUUGAUCAUAUCAUUCGGUCAGCUGCUUUUGCUUUGAAACGCCGUCUGGAACAAGUAGAUACCAUGUCAGUUUUACUCAAUCGUCUUGUUCCUCGUAUCACUGCCCAUAUCUCGGAAUUCCGUGCUGCUGAGGUCGCUCUUCGUGGACGCUUCUUGGAACGUUCUGUUACUGAAUCUGAUGAACUUGACUUGUUACUGGCUUCCCAUUAUAGUGGUGGUAAACUUCAUCCUGCUCUGACCACCUCUGCUGCUACGACAAAACCUACCGAAGUUGCUUAUCUACGUCAAGUGGUCGAUCGUAUCUUACCAAAAUUAUUGGAUGCUGAUCAAGUCAAUUGUGCUCCUGUCCGUGUUAUUGUUCGUGAAAUCACCACCUGUGCAUUGCUUCAACCUAUUAUGAAUAUGCUGGCUGAUCCUGAUUUUUGGAAUCAAACGAUCGAUACUCAGUUAGGAAUGGCUCUUCGUGAACAGAAAAUGGUACGACAGUUACGUGAAGUAUUGGAUCGACAUUCUAAUGAUAUGGAUACUUUAAAUGAAUAUAUCGAAUCUGACUCGAGCAAUCUAUUGAACCCAACAACACCAUCUUCUUCUUCCAGCAAACAAUAUCGCAAGAUGGGUCCUAUUAGUCAAUUUUCUUCAGCAUUUUUGGGAAUGGAUAUCGAUGAUGAUGUGGCAUGGGAUGAUCAAGACUUUGAUCCGGAAAAAACGACAAAACGACAAAACUUUGGAAGUUCAAGGAUGGGACGCCGCACUUUCCAGGAAUUCUUGAAAAGGAUUGAAGAAGAAAAGAAUUUGUUGGAUCUCAAACGACUUCGUAAUGAUGUAGUGACACAAAUCCGGAAAAAGAAGGCUCUGAUAUUGGACCGUGAUCCUGAAGAAGUGAUCGAUGGCGAAAAGGUGGAAGAUCUUAUAGUAUAUGUUAAUCGACUAUCUGUGGCAAAGAAAAGAGUGGAUAAACGAAUAGCAACAUUAUCUGGCGAACACGUGGAUUUUAAAACAUCGGCAUCACAGUUUUUUGGUGUUCGAAGGCAACGUCCUAAACAAAUAUCACUUAGUUCUGGUUUUACUCUUCAAGACAUUUUGACCAAUACUGCUGGCUUAUCUUACUUUAUGGAAUUUAUGGAUCGACGAGGCGAUAUGGUGAAACUUCAAUUUUGGCUUAUUGUGGAAGGAUUCAAAAGCUCUGAUGAUGAUGAAACUAGACAGGAUGAUCAAACAUUUUUACAAGAUGUCAAAAUGGUAUACGAUAUGUAUUUUGCUGCUACUUCACCACACCGGCUUUCGAUCACCGAUCAUUUGGAAAAGGAUCUUCUACAAUCAAUUCAAUAUGCUCAACAGAUCAUGCGUGAUGGAGGAACCAAUAAUCUUCAAUACAGUCAGGCUAUCAAAGAUAUGCGACAACAAUUAUAUCGAAUUCAACAACAUUUAUUAUGGCAAUUGGAAAAGGAACACUUUCCUUAUUUCAAGCGAUCUGAUCUCUAUUUUAAAUUUUUGGCAUCUACACCAACUCCUGAAACUGUGGUACCUGGGCGACGUAGUUUAGACGAUACGACUCUAUACCGGCGCUCUUGCUCGGAAUCGAAUCAAAAGGCAGAUUCUGACACUGAAAUCAGUACCAGAGAGAAAAAACGGCCCUCUAUCUCUAUUUCAGCCAGUGAUGGUCAAGAUAAUUCUAUGAGUCCCUCUCAUUCCUCAAAAUCAUCAUCAUUACAGCAAAUAGGUCAUUCAAGAACUUUAUCAGAUAACAUCAUCUCACCUGUGACGGAUCGCAGUGGCACAUCAAAGUUCCUCUCUUUUGGACGCGUUUUUGAUUCUGCAAAUGAAUGGUGGCGAGCUACAGAUUUUGGAAAUUCAACACAUCAACAGCAACAACAAACACAACAAAGCAGAACAACGACUGGAAGUAUCAAACGAAACUCUGUCCAUGGUUCUCUCAAAUCGACAGAUACUGAAUAUCCAGAUACAGAUGAGGAAUUAUCUCACUCAGUCACCACUUUGGAUGAAGAUCAACAUGGAACUCCACCUCCCUCUGAGCAACCACGUCAACUCAUACGACGAAACACAGUGGACGCCGUAGAAGCCGAAUUACAAUCCAUUAUUGAUGGCAAGGAGAAUAAUGGUAACAAUACCAAGGAAUCAUGUUCGCCAAUAACAACUUCUCCAAUAUCUGCAACAUUACGACCUCGAUCAUCAUCAGGAAGCGCUUCACUUCGUCGAUCUCCAAAUGUAUUUAUAGGGGGUAGCAGUGUAGAUAUCAAGUCAUCGACAGCAGAUCCUGUUCAAGUGGCCAAUCCUACUACUUCUUGGGAGUCUUCAAGAGAAAACAAGCCAAUUUCCCAAAUGAUCCAGGACCAGCUUGAAAAUACAACGACAUCAUAUCGUACAACUGCAAACAAGAGCAAUAAACAGAAGAUAGCGACAAUCACGGAAACUGAUAAUACUAUCACUAAUGUUCACCUGGCUCCUCCUGGAGAUUUGAUGCUGGCCGACAAGGUACACAAACUCUCUGAUGAAAUGGAGAAACUGAUUCAACAAGAAGCUAUAGUGGAUGUAUUGAUCAAGAAAGCUGAAGCGAAAGACAAGAUUGAAGAACUGCGGAUCCUUCUCAAAAGCAAGAAUAUGUUUAGGCGGGAAUUGGAACAAAUGCAAUAUCAAAAGAACCAGUACGAAUUGCAAGAAUCUGAAAAUGUACUCACUCCGGAUCGAACAAGAGUGAGUAUUACAAGCUCGACGAUUGGAUCAGAUCAACACGGUGAUUUUGCGCUUUAUGUGAUUGAAAUUCAACAAAUUGGUUUUGAUGGCAACUAUGCAUCUGGAUGGAUAGUAGCAAGACGAUACAGUGAAUUCUUUGGAUUACACCAAACUUUGAAAGCUACAUAUCCUAGUGUCAAAAUGAUUGAUUUUCCUUCAAAGUGGCCUCUCUUGAAACUUCAGAAAUCUUUUGUAGAAGCAAGACGGAUCAACUUGGAACGGUAUUUGAGACGAUUAUUAGCGCAACCUGAUAUAUGUCAAAGUGAAGCACUUCGGGUGUUUUUGUCACAACAAAAUAUUUAUGUCCCAGGACCUCGACAACCAUCUCCAUCGAACUCAUUUUAUCAAGAAGCAGUCAUCUCCCCAUUUGGAUUUUUACCGUUCAUACCCUCAGCAUUCUAUGGUUCAGAUCAAUCAACAUCAUCAGUCAUACCUCAAACAUCAUCCAGUUCUUCAUCUGUUGCUUCCAACACUUCCCCAACGGGUUAUCAUCCUUAUCAAAGAUCCUCUAGUGAGAAAAUGAUACACUCGUUACCUAAUGAUCUAAGCCGGAGCAGCAAUCUUAACGACAAAAAAUCAAAAGGAUUUAUGCGUCAUAUCUACAAUACGGUGGCUGCAGGGAUCGACGAUAUGUUUGUCACACCAUCCAUGUUGGAUCUGAUUACUCAACGACUAGGUGAACAAGUGAUGGGAUUCUCUAAUGAUGACAAUGAUAUGGUGAUACAGGAACAACAACAGCAGCAACAACAACAUAUAUUGACAGCAGGAUCAUCAUCACCAUCAACACCUCCAAGCUCCUCUGGGUCAACAUCUCGAUAUUAUAAAAAGUCAACAGUCGUGGAUGAGGAAGUGUCAUCAAGUGAUCUGAUGGAUGACACUAUGCAAACAACUGCGGCAGGAACUGCUUUAGGAUCCGAACUAAAACCAGUAGAUGUAGAAGGCAUGACUAGAUUCACGGAACCAUUAUGUGAUCUAUUUAUUGAAAUGUUUGAACUCAAGGAAAAGAAUAAUUGGUUACGACGACAAGCUGUGGUGAUCAUUCUUCAACAAAUUCUUGGUGGAACUAUUGAAAGAAAACUACGGGACACAAUCAAAUAUCUAGAAACCGAAUCUAUGGUAGUAUUUUAUUUCCGGAAAAUCAUGGAUAGUCUUUGGCCUAAUGGAUCAAAAUUGACUUUCAAGCCAGCAAGAAAACCGGAAGAAAAACAACAAACAAAAGAAGAAGCAAAUCGGAAACUCUCAACAUGGUUACCAGAUCUACUUGGGAAUAUGGUGGGAAGACAAAACGCUAGGAAAGGGGCAAGACGGCUUUUCAGUGUUUUACAAAAUCAACGUUUGAAUCAACACUUGGUAUAUAUCCUCCUUGAUGAAAUUGUCUUGGCACUCUUUCCCGAUCUAGAUGCCAUGCGAUCGACCACUUCUGGACAUUUAGUAUAA
Messenger RNA from Halteromyces radiatus, 4524 nucleotides. Its product is annotated as PXA domain-containing protein. The record is from RefSeq and is a predicted model, not a curated record. Bases 1 to 4524 code for a protein of 1507 amino acids. Gene Ontology annotation, cellular component: intracellular membrane-bounded organelle. Gene Ontology annotation, molecular function: phosphatidylinositol binding. The transcript has 10 exons. Lineage: Eukaryota; Fungi; Mucoromycota; Mucoromycetes; Mucorales; Cunninghamellaceae.